CCCACACAUCCGAUUUUCUCGUGAUUUUUUUAUCAGUUGGAAAUAAUCGAGCUCAACGGUUGAUUGUCUAUGAAUACCUAAAGGCUGAAAUGGCUUAUGCUGCUGUUGUUUCACUUGCACAAACCAUAAACCAAAUCCUAAAUCACGAUCACACUCCCACUAUUCUUCCUCUACAUCAACAAAUCAUCAGAUCCAUCCGCGAAAACGCCGUCGUCUUGCAAUCGUGUCUUCACAACUCUCCCGGAAAAGCCAAUAGUUUGGAAAGCCAAAUCAGAGACAUCGCAAAUACCGCAGAAAAUCUAAUCGAUCUAUUUCUCUGUGAAAUAAAUCCAUCAGAUUUCAGAUCGCGCUUUUCUGAGCUGGAGAUCCAGCUGAAGGAAGCAUCAGAGAAACUGAAUUCCACCGCCGGAGAUGCGGUAGCCGAGAAGCUUAAUUCUACUGCUGUCAGCUCAUCGUUGAGACGUGCAGCCAAAAGCAAAGACGUGGUGCUUGGUAGUCAUGAAGAUCUGUUUUGGAUCAUGAAGCAGCUGACUUUUGGUUCUUCUUCAACCAAACUGCAAGUCCUCCCAAUUGUGGGAACUGGAGGUAUCGGUAAGACUACACUUGCUAAACUUGUUUAUAAUAGUCCACCAAUUAUGGAGUGUUUUGAUAUUCAAGGUUGGGUGACAGUUUCGCAAGAUUAUAGUGUAGGAAGUAUUGCUUUAGAUUUGCUAGCUUCUGUGAAAGGAAUUUUAGAUGUAGAGAGCAAGAUCUCUAAGGAGGAUAGAAUUAACCAAUGCUUAAGGGGUAAGAGGUAUUUGAUUGUAAUGGACGACGUGUGGAGUACGAGAGUUUGGGAUGAUGUGAGGGAGUUAUUUCCCGAUGAUGAUAAUGGAAGUCGGGUCAUUCUAACCACGAGGCUGCAAGAUGUGGCUGCAUAUGCUAGCCAAUUUGGUCCCUCUCAUACGGUGCGUUUCUUGAGUGCGGAUGAUAGUUGGAGUUUGUUGCGAGCGAAGGUGAUUGGAGAUCAACAUUGUGCUCCUGAAUUGGAACAAGUUGGGAGAGAAAUUGCAGCACAAUGCAGAGGGUUGCCUCUUUCUGUUGUGGUGGUGGCAGGGAUUUUAUCCAAGAUUGAUAGGACUUAUCUGGUUUGGAAGCAAAUUGCAGAAAGUGAUGGACGACCGGAAACUAUAAUCUCUUUGAGUUACAACCACUUGCCUCAUCAUCGAAAGGCUUGUUUCUUGUACAUGGGAGGCUUCCCAGAAGAUUAUGAGGUUUGUGUCUCAGAACUCAACAAAUUAUGGGUAGCUGAAGGCUUUAUACAAUGUUCAGACGCGUCUAAAAGGUUAGAGGAAGAGGCGGACAAUUGUCUGGAGGAUCUUGUCGAGAGAGGUCUUGUUUUGGUCACUAGCACCAACUUUGAUGGAAAAAUCAAAAGGUGCAAACUCCAUGAUGUUGUGCGGGACUUUUGCAUAAGAGAGAGUGGACGAGCAAUGCUACUUCUUCCAGUUGUGGAUUACUUACCGAGUCCUAUCUUGAGAAGACAUUUUCUUCCACGAGUCAUGAAAAAUCAUAGACGCAUAAGUGCUACUUGGUCCGAUCUAGAUCUCAAGGACUCUAUGCAUAGCUCACGGACGCGUUCUAUUAUUUGCAUCCCACAUAAAGGUUAUAGGCGUUCAGGCUGUGUAAAGAAUUUCAGUUUGCUUAGGAUUCUUCAUGUUUUGCGUAGAAACGACUAUUGGGAUUGGGAGCCAAGUCAAGUGUUUGAUCUGAUUUAUCUAACUUACCUUGCUUCCAACAUUCCAACUAAUAUUGUUCCUCCAGCCAUAUCAAAGCUGAAGAAUCUUCAAACGUUAAUUAUUUAUCGAUUUGAGGUUCGUUUGCCGGUGGAGAUUUGGAGGCUGAGGCAAUUAAGACAUCUAAUUGCCUUCUCCUUUCUUCCUUUGGCCCAUCCUGAAGAAGCAGCUCUUCCUCUGGAAAACUUGCAAACACUUUCUUUGGCAACUGACUUUAUAUGUAGUGAAAGGAUGAUGGAAAUGAUUCCAAACAUUCGAAAGCUGGGAAUACGCUACUCUGAAGAGAAGUUUGGGGAAGGCUGUCAUCUUGGCAACCUUACAUGUUUGCUUCAAAUUGAGAAAUUGAAAUUGGAGUCGCAUCGAUCAUUCUGGCCGAGUUUGAAUCUUGUUUUUCCUCUGUCACUGAAGAAGUUAACGUUAAGUGGGUGUCGUCUUCCUUGGAGUGAUAUGCAGAUUGUUGGUUCGUUGCCUAGUCUUCAAGUGUUGAAACUAAGGAAGUAUGCUUUCGAUGGGGAGCAAUGGGAAACUACAUGGGGAGGAUUUUGUCAGUUGAGACUGCUGCUUAUUGACGAAUCAAAUCUGCGGUUUUGGAGAGCUAGAAGUAGCCACUUUCCGAGGCUCAAGAGCCUAAUGCUUCUUCGUUGCCUGUGUUUGUCUGAGAUUCCAAUUGCUUUUAGGACGCUUCGAACACUUGAACUGAUUGAGAUCGAUGAUCAUAAUCAAUCUAUUUUCGACUCAGCAAAAAAGAUACAAGCAAGAUGGGAUGGAGAUGUUCAAGUAAGUGUGAAGCAUUUUUGACAUGCUCUUUCAAACUUGACUCUGUUGCUGUUGUCAACAAAAGCCAGUAACAGGUUUUGUCAAGUGUUGAAAAGACGAGUGAGGAAAAAUAAAAGCGUGUAAUGGUCAUCGGUCAACCCCACCGCCGAACAUUUCAUCGCUAAUUCUCUCCUCUUUCCCUUUCCAAUAUGCAGUAGCAAUUCCAUAAUCCUUCUAGUUCAUCUCAUUACCAUAAUGGCUUAUUCUUCUCUUGUUUCCCUUGAAAAAACCAUAACUCAAAUCCUCCAUCCCGGCGGCAGAUAUUCCAUUUCUCCCCACCAAACAAAACAGAUUGCAUCACUAGAUAAACACGCUCUUUUAUUCCUAGCUUUUCUCCACGAUUUUCCCGCCGAAUCAGAGAAUCUGGAAUCCAGAAUCAGAGAUGCAGCAAUGGAAGCCGAGGAUAUCAUCGAAAUGCUUAUGACGGAACAAAUUCGUCACAAUCUCAGGUACACACACUGGAUUGCACAACUAAGUAGAUUCAAGUUUGAAAUCAAGUUGCGUAAAGUAAGAAAUCUAAUGGAUUCAAUCGCCCAAGAGGCGGCAGAGAUGAAAAAUAGCAUCAAAUUCAAAGACGCACAAAUUGAUGAUUCUAUCGAGGCUAGUUCAUCAUCAUCAUCACUAGUUGCAGAUGCUGGAUAAUGGAAAAUGGUUGUAGAAUUGAAUGAGGAUUUGUUAGGAAUGAAGACACGCCUUUGUAGCCAUUCGCCACACCUCCAAACCCUCCCAAUAUUUGGCAUGGGAGGUAUUGGGAAAACGACUCUCGCUAGAACUAUCUACGACGAUCCAUUAAUCAGGGAGCAUUUUCAGAUCCGUGCUUGGGUGACAGUAUCACAAGAUCAUAGCGAGAGAGCAAUUCUUUCAGAUCUGCUGGAUUCUA
Salvia hispanica is the source of this 3471-nucleotide messenger RNA. Lineage: Eukaryota; Viridiplantae; Streptophyta; Magnoliopsida; Lamiales; Lamiaceae. The record is from RefSeq and is a predicted model, not a curated record.